Messenger RNA from Gossypium raimondii (Peruvian cotton), 1080 nucleotides. RefSeq lists its product as uncharacterized. The record is from RefSeq and is a predicted model, not a curated record. Bases 1 to 1080 code for a protein of 359 amino acids. Lineage: Eukaryota; Viridiplantae; Streptophyta; Magnoliopsida; Malvales; Malvaceae. The transcript is spliced from 6 exons.
AUGACUGAUCUGAUUGAAAAAUUCCCAAGUGAAUCGAUUCGCAGCAGUUCCUUGCAUCACUGUGUCCCAUCAGUGAUGGGUUUUGCCACAGAUGGAAUUAGAGUUGAUCCGGAAAAGAUAAAGGCAAUUGUUCAGUGGAAAGCACCGAGGAAUGUGUCAGAGAUUCGUAGUUUUCUUGGAUUAGCUAGUUAUUACCGAAUAUUUGUAAAUGGAUUUUCGAAGAUAGCUUUGUCGAUGACAAAGUUGUUACAUAAGAAUGUUCAAUUCGUCUGGGAUGAUCCGUGUCAAGAAAUUUUUGAGAAAUUGAAGCAGAUGUUGACUGAAGCGCCAAUUUUGACUUUACCAGAAUCGAGAAAGGAUUUUGUCGUUUAUAGUGAUGCUUCCUUAAGUGGUCUUGGUUGUGUUUUGAUUCAAGACGGUAAAGUGAUUUCUUAUGCGUCUCACCAACUAAAAAUGAAUGAACGUAAUUAUCCGACGCAUGAUUUAGAGCUAGCUGCUGUGGUUUUUACUCUAAAGAUAUUGAGACACUACUUGUACGCUGAUGCGUUGAGUAGAAAAACAGCAAUUGAAUUGCGAGCAAUGUUUGCUCAACUCAGUAUCAAUGAUGAUGGAAGUUUAAUGGCUGAAUUUAAAAUCAAACCGGUGAUGUUUGAUCGAAUCAAAUGUCAUAACCGAAUCUGUGUUCCAAAUGUUUCUGAAUUAAAAGAGUUGGUACUUCAUGAAGCUCAUGACAGUCCUUUUGCUUUGCAUCCUGGAGGAACAAAAAUGUAUCGCUUUCUGCGAGAAUCUUAUUGUUGGCCAGGAAUGAAAAGAGAUGUGAUCAAGUAUGUUGCUAAAUGUUUAACUUGUCAGCGAGUUAAGGCAGAACAUCAGAUUCCUUCGAAUUUGACUUAUCUUUUGCUCCAUCGUCUUUGUUUUUGCAUGAAUCACUUCGUUCCCUCUUUGAUAAUGGACUCCACUGGUUUUAUUGGUUCUGCCUUAUCAGGGAUUUCAGCUGGCUGCAUUGGUUCGAUCUCUGUGGGAUCUUCUUCUUUUUCUUCUUCGGGUCCUCGCUCUCUUCAACUCGUUGCUGGAGAAUAG